AUGGGAAACAGCAACGCUAGAAAGAUAUUCGAGCAAUUGGACAAAGAUAAAUCUGGAAAAGUUAGUUUGAGCGAGUUGUUAAACUCAGACGAGCAGCUCGGCUCUCCGUUUUCAUCACUCACCACUCUUUAUCACUUCGAUUUAGGAAAAGAGGGAAAACUUAACUAUAAAGAGUUCGUAGAAAUGGACAAGUUUGUUCAGCGUAUAAAACAUCAGGUUGAAAAAGAAACAGAAGAUAAAGAGAAACAUUUACAUGAAGGUCACCAUCAUUCAGCCACAUCAGAUGUUGCAUCGAUUAUUGGAAAAUUAUUUGGCAGAACCACAAGCAGUGAAAAUUUAGAAAGCCAUAAUCAAUCACUUGAUACCUUAUCUUCUUACGGCUCAGGCAAUGUUUCUCCAACAAGUGCAGAAAAGCUCUCAGUGAAAUUCUUUGCCUCUCCUUCCAAAUCACCAACGUGCAAGAGAUUGACAUCAGAACAUGCCCUUUCAGACAUGAUAAAAGAUCGUGUCAAUAACGUGCUGUUACCUGCCUUGCAUAAAGAAAUGUUUUGCAAGGAAGGGCGAAAAAAUUUUUUGAACUGGCUAUUUAAACUGUCUGACAUUGAACGUAACGGUAGAAUAUCAAGAAAAGAGCUGGAACUUAUUCUGAAAGCAGUUCAAAAGGAUGGAAUAGAUCUUGAAUGUCUAUUGUUCGACACUGAUAGUGACGAGGAACACAAUGGCCACCAUUCUGCCACUAAUCACAUUCUAACACAUGAAGAGGAAAUUCAAAAGUUCAAUAGAUUGGUGGAUCGAAUAAUGGAAGAGUAUGAUGUUGAGGGCCAUGGAUAUUUGAAUCAACAAGAGUUUAUGAAGUUAGGCGAAAUAAUUUUGACAAAAUAUGAAGCACUUCAUCUCGAGAACACUGAUUCAAAGAUUAUUGGCGAUUGGAAAAUGACCCAUAUUCUUGGCCGAGGAAGUUAUGGUGUUGUGAGGUACGCUCAUCAUGUUGACGACUACAAUGAAAAGAGAGCCAUCAAAAUCAUUAAAAGAGGUAAUGUGAGCGAUAUGUCAAGACUGGAUAUUGAGAUUCAGGCCAUGCAAAUGCUGAAACACAAAAACGUAGUCCAAUUAUAUGAAGUACUCGAAGACGAUGAAUACGUUUAUCUAGUCAUUGAGCUUUGUGGAGGCGGUUCUCUCUAUGAACACAUUAAGGACAAGCCUUUUGAUGAGAAUUUGGCCAGAUAUUACUUCAACCAACUGAUAGAUGGGUUGUCCUACUGCCAUGAAAUGGGAGUUUGCCAUCGUGAUCUACGUCUUGAAAAUUUAUUACUUGAUAAUGAAGGACAUUUGAAGAUUACUGACUUUGGCCAAGCAAGAAUUUUUAAGAAAGGUUGGGAUUUGUUUUCCACUCAGCUUGUAGGCAGUUUAUAUCAUCUUUCUCCAGAACAAAUUGAAGGAAAGGUUUAUGCUGGAGAAAAAAUUGAUAUCUGGAGCGCUGGUAUUAUUUUAUACUGUUUUGUCACAUCCAAACUUCCUUUUUGCUCUUCUGACGUGAAUACCAUGUUUGAUGAUAUCAAGAAUGCUAGAUAUACAUAUCCUGACGAUGUUGAGGUUUCUGUUGAAUGUCAAGAGCUGAUUUUUGGCAUGCUUCAACCGAAUCCAAAAGUUAGAGCAACUCUCAAGCAGAUAAAAGAGCAUAGAUGGACAAAAGGACCUCAACAACAACCAAACUUGAUGCUUGAAACCAUAACAUUGAAUGGAUUCUUUGAAAAGAAUAAGCACAUCGCAAACCUUCACAAAAUUGUCGGAAGAAUUCUUAUGGAUAUUUUAAAGCAAUUCGAUUGCCAUUUUAAAGUUGAAGUUAAGAAGAAAGAUAUAAAGCUUCCAACAAGCAGCAGUCAAGUGUUUAAUGGAAAUUCAUCCACUGUGAGCCAAAUGAUUAGAAUCGGAUCUGAUUCAGAUAUAUCAAGCAAGAGUGACAAGAGCGACAAGAGCGAGGAUGGAGAAAAAGAUGAGAUUUCUCACGUUCCUCAUUCUGCUUCAGAUAUGAGAACAUCGGCCAGCUGUUCCGUUUUUGAAGGAGCAAGACAAAAACCGAUCCUAACCAUUGAUACAAAUAUCAAAAAGAGUACCAUACACGCUUUAAGCUCCGAUGCUUCUCCUCUCCUUUUACAACCAUUCCUUAUCUUGAGAUGCAUUCACGCCAAGAAAGAUGUGAAAUUUUUAAUAACUGCUGAGGAAACAGAAAACAAUUCUCUCGCCAUUAUUUUUGCAUUGCGAGACGGAGAAACAAAAGAAUUUAAGAGCAAGGUAGCAAAAAUGAAACCAGAGAUCAUUACAAGACUCACGUCGUAG
Molecule: messenger RNA, 2337 nt
Organism: Naegleria fowleri
Lineage: Eukaryota; Heterolobosea; Eutetramitea; Acrasida; Naegleriidae
Exons: 4
Coding region: 1-2337 (778 amino acids)
Biological process (GO): protein phosphorylation; intracellular signal transduction
Cellular component (GO): cytoplasm
Molecular function (GO): protein tyrosine kinase activity; calcium ion binding; ATP binding
Source: RefSeq, a predicted model, not a curated record